Penicillium digitatum Pd1 is the source of this 1962-nucleotide messenger RNA. Lineage: Eukaryota; Fungi; Ascomycota; Eurotiomycetes; Eurotiales; Aspergillaceae. The record is from RefSeq and is a predicted model, not a curated record.
AUGGGCCAAUCCCCCGUCCAAAAUCGGCAGUCUUGGACACCACAUCUCCGCCCAGAACAUCGCACCUUUUCCGCACCUACCACACCUCAAGUGCCGGUAAAUCCGACAUACACCGGUGCCAGCCCCCGGCCCUCUCAUCCUGCAGCUGGUUCUGUAUUCAAUUCCUCUAACCCUUCAUCCCGUUCAAAUGUUUCCAAGGACGACAGCGCACUUCCCUCACGACAACCCAGGAGUGACCAACCGAUCCGUCCCCUGUCUACGGCCAACGUCCCCUCCCCACCCAUCAUGAAUAUUUCCUCCCCGAAACCCUCCCCGAAUCGGUAUCGUCGUACCCCACAACGAGCAGAAGCCGCACCACCAUCCCCCGUGACUCCCUCUUCAAUUCCGACCGUGAUUGUCGAUGAUUUUGGGGGACCUCGACCAGCUCACCAGAACGCGCAUAAUCGGGUUGCAAGUGUGGAUGAUUCAUCUCAUGUCGAUAGGGCCCAGCCUGAACGAUAUCGAAGACGAAGCUUGGGCAACAUGGAUGCUACAGCGUGCCCAAACGUAUCGCUAGAUUUCCCGACUUCAUCUUCCGCUCAAUCUCCAUCGGGAUCCUACGAUUUCAUCACAUUUGAUGCGAAUCAGCGACCUGCUUCCGCUCACUCUCAGCGGGACAGCGUGGGUAGCGUUCACUCGACUCUUUCGUCGGCUUCCUCGGCACGAGAAGGGACGCCAUCGGACUCCAACUCCGUCACUAGCAAGACCGGCAAGGCAGACGAAAAACGUACGAGCAAGCCAUCGCCAUUAUCGCAUCCAGUAUCGACAGGACCAGAAGCCCCCAAGCCCAACCCUCCAGCGGAAACCCAGAAGAAACCAACACCGCCUACAUUGGAUUCCCCCGCUGCAAAGCGUCUGAACGAUUUGAAACAUGACACAAAGCGCCCCGGGAAAUCUCGCCUUAGACGAGCUUUCUCAUUCGGCAGUGCCUCCGAGCUCCUGAAGACGUCUGCACAAAGCAACGCCACCAAGCGGGAAGCAUUUGCCGUGGAACAGGCGCGUCGGGAUGCACUGAGGGAACAACUGGGCCCAGAACAGGCGGCCAUUGCCGAACAGCAGGAACUAAGCGGACUAGGUGAAAGCAUAUACUCUCAUCAAGGUCACUUCUUCUCCGGGUCCACCGAUAACCUGUCAGUAUCAUCGACCGCUUCAUCGGCGUCGAUGAUGCUUCGCAAGAUGGGCAAAGGUAUGAAACGCUCCACUCGUUCCUUGGUUGGAAUGUUCCGUCCCAAAUCGGUGGCCAGCAUCAAUUCUAUAGAGGGAACGGGCCACGAAGUAUCGCCCCCACAAAUCACCGUGGUGAACGUGGAGGCGGAACGAAAGAAUGUUGCUGUCAACCCCGACCCUGCAGAUUUGCCACGUGGGGCUACCGUCUUUCCCAAAGUUGAGAGCAAUGCAUCGGAGAUGAGACGAUCCGCUUCCAUUCGCGAGAGAGCUGCAGCGGAGAACUCUCAGGCGCGUAAGACCCUCAUGGGAGGAGAACGAGAACGGGCGGAGAUCCUCGCGGCCGUCCGGAAGGGUAUCUUGAAGAAAACCCACUUGGAAUCAGGCGUUUCCUCGCCUACACAGGGACUGGCCGGUGGUGACUCGCCACACUCCAGUGCUCCUCCGACACCCGACGAGUCGUCUCGUUCCCCAGCCCAACAAAACGAUCCAGUGAAGAUUGCUGGCGAGGAUUACUUUCUCACAAACGCAGGGCGCUUCUCGUCUUCUGAAACGAAAAGUGCACCCAUUACCCCUUCAGCUGUUGGUGGUAGAAACAUCGUCUUCAGUCCUCGAAUCCAAUUCCAUGAAACAUGGCCUAGUGGCGAGUACGAUCGACGUGGAGAGGUUGCGACUUGCAACCGUCUCACCCCGCUGCUUGCCCAGCAGAUUCGGGAAGAGAUAAACAACUUUAAGAUGGCAAGAGAUGGAAGUCCAUGA